ACAAGGGUCUGUACAAGGAGGCCAUGAUGGAGGAGCACCAGCCUCUUAUAUCACAGGAAAAUCCCAGUAAGAAAUGUGAAAAUGUCAUGUUACCACUAGAUGAAGAUAUCCUGCAGCGCUCUUCAGGAGAAAACCUCAUUACCCUUAAUGUAUAUCCAGGACUUCACAGUACAGAUCUGUCAUAUAAUCCUCCUAAUUAUGAGGAACCUUCUUCUGACCAAUUACAGAUUGUUACUGCAAGUACAAGUCAGAAAAGGAUUAAAAGGUUUCAUUGUGGUAAAGAAUCCACAAACAGCUCAGGACUUUCUACACACCGAAGACGUCACAAAGGAGAGAAAAUGUAUUCAUGUUCAGAAUGUGGGAAAUGUUUCACACAGAAAUCAAAUCUUGUUAAGCAUGAGAGAAUUCACACUGGGGGAAAGCCGUAUUCAUGUUCAGAAUGUGGGAAAUGUUUUACAGAGAAAUCCAAUCUUGUUAAACAUCAGAGAUGUCACAAAGGAGAGAAAGCAUAUACAUGUUCAGAAUGUGAGAAAUGUUUCACACGAAAAUCAAAUCUUGUUAGACAUAAGAGAUGUCACACAGGAGAGAAAGCAUAUUCAUGUUCAGAAUGUGGGAAAUGUUUUAGACAAAAAUCACAUCUUGUUUUACAUGAGAGAAUUCACACAGGAGAGAAGCUAUUUUCAUGUUUAGAAUGUGGGAAAUGUUUCACACAGAAAUCCAAUCUUGUUAUACAUGGGAGAAUUCACACUGGGGAAAAGCCAUAUUCAUGUUUAGAAUGUGGGAAAUGUUUUACAGAGAAAUCAAAUCUUGUUAAACAUGAAAGACGUCACACAGGAGAGAAAGCAUAUACAUGUUCAGAAUGUGGGAAAUGUUUCACAAGGAAAUCAAAUCUUGUUAAACAUGAGAGAAGUCACACAGGAGAGAAACCAUAUUCAUGUUCAGAAUGUGGGAAACGUUUUUCAGAUAUAUCAAGCCUUCUAAAACAUAAGAGGAAUCACACAUGAGAGAAGCUGCGAUCAGAAUGAGAAAAAAUGUUUUGUUUCUAAAGCCAUAAUUAGGGGUCAUUAGUGAAGUCACACAAGAGAGAAGCCAUAUGGCCACAAUAUAAGGAAACAAUAUAUCACUGGGUCAUAGACAUUGUUUUCAUUUCAGGUUGUAUAUUUGGAUAUAAAAGCUUAAUUGAUGUCACAUAACGGCUUCUAUAAAACAUCUGAUAAAUCCUG
This is a messenger RNA of Bufo gargarizans (Asiatic toad), 1223 nucleotides long. RefSeq names its product gastrula zinc finger protein XlCGF17.1-like. The transcript has 2 exons. Gene Ontology annotation, biological process: regulation of transcription by RNA polymerase II. Gene Ontology annotation, molecular function: DNA-binding transcription factor activity; RNA polymerase II cis-regulatory region sequence-specific DNA binding. Lineage: Eukaryota; Metazoa; Chordata; Amphibia; Anura; Bufonidae. Bases 24 to 1004 code for a protein of 326 amino acids. The record is from RefSeq and is a predicted model, not a curated record.